CCAAAUUGACAAGUAAAUGAAAACAUCUGUUGAAUUUCGUAAAAAAUAAACGAAAACAUCGCAAAAAGUCCUACAAAAUAAUCACAACUACUAAUAAAAAGGUUAAAGCGUAGUUUUCGUUUAAAAUAUUCUUGUAGAAAAAGGGAAAUAUUGUGAUUACUUUGUGAUAAAAGUUAGGUUAUGUGUUGUUAUGACUCAAGGUGAUUGUGUUCAAUGAUUUGACCAUUUUCAAGCUGUGCCUUUAAGUAGGUGGCCUUAUAUGGGAGGUAGAGAUUACUGACUUUACCUCAGUCAGUUUGUAUUAAGUUUUCGCGAUGGGUGAUCGUGAGGGACCAAGCGGUUCGGGUUCGCAGGGAUCCGACAAAGGAGAGAGGAAUACUCGGUCUUCUGCCCAACCUAUGCCCACUGGCUCAAGUUACUAUGCCAGUGAACCGAUACAGUUCAGAGUAAGAGGUUCUACAAUUACUGGUGCCUCUCCACCCAAGUUUGUGACCCUGGAAGACAUCAUGAAGGCAGCCCAUGGUAUGCAGAACAUGGCUCUAGCUCAUGAGAUUGCUGUUGACCAGGAUUUUAAGCUGGAACCUUUUGAACCACCAGACAAUAGCUACCAGAAAUUAGUCAAAGAGACAAUGCAUAAAGCUUAUUUUGAUAUACUAAGAGAGCAGCUCAACUCUGACCCGCCGGAAUACAAGCAGGCUCUUGUACUAUUAGAAGAUGUUAAACAGGGUCUAUUCUCAAUCCUACUUCCCCGUCACACCCGUAUUAGAGAGAUGAUCGAAGAAGUCCUAGAUGCAGAAUUUAUUCAGCAACAAGCGGAGAACAAUAGUUUAGACUUCCAUAAGUAUGCUAGCUUUGUGAUCGACCUGAUGGCUAAGUUAGCUGCCCCGGCUAGAGAUGAGAUGAUACAGAACAUUACUAAACUUUCUGAUACUGUGGAUGUCUUCCGAGCGAUACUAGAGACUCUAGAAAUCUUAAAACUAGAUUUAGCAAAUACAUUGAUAGCUAUGAUCAGACCACAUGUACAACAGGAGAGCGUCCAGUAUGAGCGCGCCAAGUUUGACGAGAUGCUCAAAGUGUCUGAAGAUGGUCUCCAACACACAAAGGAAUGGUUGAAACGUCACAUAGAUCUCGAAGGUUUGACUCUACCAGUCACAGACAAGGUCGUCAUCAGGAAUGUCACAGCUCAGACGUUAGCGAAGGCUUACCUUGAACUACUCGAGUGGGACUCUUCUAAAAGUUAUCCUGAGACAGUAGCACUGGACGCGCCUCGUUUCGCUGAGCUCGGUACCCAGGUGUACCGACUGAUAUGCGUCGCGUCCCUGAUGCUGGCCAGUCCAGCCUGUGGCAGCGACCAGACUGCUGCCGCCGCGCAUAAACAGGCUCUGAAGGAAAAGAUACUGAUCCUCAUUGAUAAUACUACCAAUGAUAUAGAACUAAAACAAGUGCUACCAUCAUUGGCUGAAGAAAUUAUCCAGGUGACGGAACAGCUUCUGGAGAACCUCAAUCAGUCUCCACUGACGGGUGAGACCAAGGAGAUCAUCAGGACACAGAUCCUAUCGCUCGGAGACCCUGAGCAUAGAGUUCGGGAGAUUGUUCGUCAGCGCGUCCUGGAGUUUCUAAAAACCAUCCUUGUCUGCGGUGGAGGGUCUCGUCAGAUCCCUGUAGGGCUUUCAGCUCUAGCCAGAGAGCUGACGUCAGUGUCAGGAACACUACUCCGCUACGUAAUGCACAACAAGGCCGUCUUCACUUCACAUUACAUGGACAUUGUGUCUGAAGAACUCAGUAGAAACUAAGCUUUAUCUGUAUUUGUAUGUAGACUAAUGUUAUUAUGAUGUUUUAAUAAUAAUAAUUUUCGAGUAGGGAUGAUGACGAUAUCAGUACCUUAUUGAGCCUAUACCGGUUUUGUCAGCAAAGGACACUUCGGGCGUCGGGGAUCGCAAGACGAUCUCCGGCCUCCGUAAUCGCGGGUCUGCGGACGGCGAGCAUGGGUGGUUCGCCGCCCGACCAGAACCAGACCCGAGCGUACGGCGCGUCGCG
Messenger RNA from Spodoptera litura, 2037 nucleotides. RefSeq names its product T-complex protein 11-like protein 1. The record is from RefSeq and is a predicted model, not a curated record. Lineage: Eukaryota; Metazoa; Arthropoda; Insecta; Lepidoptera; Noctuidae. Gene Ontology annotation, biological process: signal transduction.